This is a messenger RNA of Penicillium waksmanii, 1518 nucleotides long. RefSeq names its product MFS transporter. Lineage: Eukaryota; Fungi; Ascomycota; Eurotiomycetes; Eurotiales; Aspergillaceae. The transcript has a single exon. The coding region runs from base 1 to 1518 and encodes 505 amino acids. The record is from RefSeq and is a predicted model, not a curated record. Gene Ontology annotation, molecular function: transmembrane transporter activity. Gene Ontology annotation, biological process: transmembrane transport.
AUGUCGUCCGAAGCCUUCACUGACGGCGAUGCUGAUGGUCGCGUGGAUGAGUCGACUGCACUGUUAGGGUCCCAGGCAGCCACGCGUUCGGCAGAACGCGAACGCGACUCGAGCUCUCCCUAUGGUUCAUCGCCUCAAAACGACACUGCUGAUGACGGCGACGAGGAUGAGAAACCUCUACCCAUCACCCAGAUCCUACUGCUUUGUUAUGCCCGAGUGAUCGAGCCAUUGGCCUUUUUUUCCAUCUUCCCCUAUGUCAGUCAGAUGGUCCAAGAAAAUGGGAACGUCCCGGACUCGGAUAUCGGCUUCUAUAGCGGGCUAAUCGAAUCGCUAUUUUCCCUGACACAAGCCCUCGUCAUGCUUUUCUGGGGCCGAGCAGCCGACCGUAUUGGACGUAAACCGGUGCUGGUCUUCUCCUUGUUCGGGGUGACUUUGGCAACUGGCUUGUUCGGAAUGGCAAAGAGUAUCGCACAGAUGAUCAUGUUUCGAUGCGUUGCUGGUGUCUUCGCCGGAACCAUCGUUACUAUCCGCACGAUGGUGGCCGAGCACAGCACGCGCAAGACCCAGGCUCGUGCAUUUAGCUGGUUUGCUUUCAGUGGCAACUUGGGCAUAUUCCUAGGGCCGCUCCUCGGUGGUGCCCUUGCUGAUCCCGUGCGUCAAUUCCCACGCGUUUUUGGAUCCAAUCACUUCCUCAAGGUUUACCCCUACGCACUUUCAAGUCUAGUUGUCGCAACUAUCGGAGCUACCGCUGCCAUUUCCAGUGCUCUAUUCAUCAAGGAGACUUUGAAGAAAGAGACACCUGCCGCGGAGGGUGAUGGUGACGAAACUGCAUCCACCGCGCCCUCCCGCAGCGGUGACCUGACGACUUGGCAGCUUCUGAAAUCCCCAGGCGUAGGCACGGUGCUCUAUGUGUACGGACACGUUAUGGUGCUCGCAUUUGCCUAUACGGCCAUUAUUCCUGUCUUCUGGUACACUAAAGUUCAUCUGGGUGGCUUCGGCUUCACUCCAUUCCAAAUCUCCAUAAUGAUGGGACUCAAUGGUGCCGCACAGGCUGCCUGGCUUCUCCUGGUAUUCCCUCCGCUGCAACGGAAGAUCGGAUCGAACGGGGUUAUUCGCCUUUGCGCCUAUUGUUAUCCGUUCUUCUUCCUAUCCUGCCCCCUUGCGAAUGUCCUCUUGCGCAUGCACACCGAGGGCUCGCUCAAGGUUUUCUGGGUCUUCGUUCCAGUUUUAUUGGCUAUUGGUUGUGGUGUCAGCAUGAGCUUCACGGCGAUUCAGCUUGCUAUCAAUGAUGUCGCGCCCUCGCCAAGGGUUUUGGGCACACUGAAUGCUCUGGCUUUGACAGGUGUCAGUGCCUUGAGGGCUUUCUCUCCAGCCCUUUUCACAAGUCUUUUUGCAGUCGGAGCAAGAACUCAAUAUCUCGGAGGGUAUGCCAUCUGGAUACUUAUGUGUCUACUUGCUGCUGGUCUGUCGGUUGCUGCGAGAUAUCUGCCCGAGCCCAAGGAGCUCCGCAAGCGGUGA